Auanema sp. JU1783 is the source of this 2619-nucleotide messenger RNA. NCBI's taxonomy places the organism in Eukaryota, Metazoa, Nematoda, Chromadorea, Rhabditida, Rhabditidae. The record is from the annotation of a GenBank genome assembly.
AUGAAGAGAGACAAGAAGGACGAGGAAUCUAGCGGAAAUCCUUUUGCAAACUUGGAUAAAACUUCUGUUUUACAAGAAGCCCGUGCUUUCAACGAAACUCCCAUUAACGCUAGGAAAUGCAGUGUCAUCCUUACCAGGCUCUUGUACAUCAUCCAACAAGGAGAACAAAUCGGAAGAACUGAAGCUACUGAGGCUUUCUUCGCUGUUACGAAGCUAUGGCAAAGCAAAGAUGCCAAUCUUCGACGACUUGUCUAUUUGGCUGUCAAGGAUCUUUCAGGAAUUGCUGACGAUGUAAUCAUUGUAACCAGUAGUUUAACAAAGGAUAUGACCGGGCGUGAGGAUGUAUACAGAGCUGCCGCCAUCAGAGCUUUGUGUAAAAUUACUGAUACAGGAAUGUUACAGACUAUUGAAAGAUACAUGAAACAAGCUAUUGUUGACAAAAACGGAGCUGUUGCUUCUGCCGCUCUGGUAUCAUCAAAUCAUCUUAUGGCAAAGAGUGCCGAAGUUGUUAGACGUUGGGCAAACGAAGUUCAAGAAGCCGUUUCCUCUGACAACCAUAUGGUUCAAUACCAUGCCCUCGGCCUGCUCUAUCACAUUCGCAGCAAUGAUCGUUUGGCUGUUAACAAGCUUGUACAAAAGUUCAGCAAAUCCGGCUUAAGAUCACCUUAUGCUUUUUGUUACCUCAUCCGCAUUGCCGCUAAACUUUUGGAGGAAGAUGACCAAGCUGAUUCUUCUCUGUUCUCAUUCAUUGAGACUUGUCUCCGACACAAGAGUGAGAUGGUAGUUUAUGAAGCCGCCAGCGCUAUUGUCUCUCUUCCGAACACAACUUCUGCUGAACUUGCUCCUGCUAUAUCUGUACUUCAACUCUUCUCUUCUUCUGCCAAAGCCGCUCUCCGCUUUGCCGCAGUCAGAACUCUUAACAAGGUUUCAAUCAAGCAUCCUGAUGCCGUUAUGAGUUGCAACGUCGAUUUGGAAAAACUCAUAACUGAUCCUAACAGAUCUAUUGCAACAUUGGCGAUUACGACUUUGUUGAAAACCGGGGCUGAAAGCAGCGUAGAAAGAUUAAUGAAGCAAAUAAGCUCUUUCGUAUCUGAAAUUAGCGACGAAUUCAAAAUUGUUGUUGUUGACGCUAUUAGAUCACUGUGCGGCAGAUAUCCUCGUAAGCACGCUGUUAUGAUGCCAUUCUUGGCUAACAUGCUCAGAUCUGAUGGAGGUUUUGACUAUAAGAAAGCUAUCGUUGAAACGAUUAUUGCUAUCGUCGAAGAGAAUCCUGACGCGAAGACUGUUGGACUCGCUCAUCUUUGCGAGUUUAUUGAGGAUUGUGAACACGACAGUCUCUCGACAAGAGUAUUGAAUUUACUCGGAAGAGAAGCUCCAAAAACUGGCAAUCCUUCAAGUUACAUUCGCUUUAUAUAUAACCGAGUCAUCCUUGAAAGCACUAAGGUUCGGGCUGCUGCUGUUACUGCCUUGGCUAAGUUUGGAGCUUUAUGCCCUGACCUUCGUCCUUCGAUUGAGGUUCUUUUAAGAAGAUGUCUUUUGGAUAGUGAUGACGAGGUCCGCGAUCGUGCUACAUUCUACUUGAGCUUGCUUCAUAUCGCUGAUACCUCUGCUAUCACGAACUUUGUUUUGGAUACAAUUCAAGUUUCUCCAUCCGGCUUGGAGCGUUGUUUAGCUGACUAUGUUCGUUCCGACGCGUUCACGACACCUUUCGAUCUACGUGUUGUUCCUGUUGUAAGUCAGCCAAUUACUCAAACAGAAAAGAGGGCUCCAGUUCUUGCCGAUCCUAUUGAAGUCAAGCCUAAAGCUCCAAAAGUUGAGGCUUAUGCUGAAAAACUCGCUGCUAUUCCUCAGUUCGCUCAGUUCGGACCCCUGUUCCGCUCAUCAAAUCCAGUUCCUCUUACAGACUCUCUCACAGAGUACACUGUUAACGCUAUUAAGCACGUGUUUGCAAACCACAUUGUUGUCCAAUUCGACUGUCGAAAUACCUUGGACGAUCAAUUAUUGGUAGAUGUUUCAGUCGAGCUAGAGGAUUCCGAGAGAAAUUGGGUUCCUAUUUUGUCCAUUCCAAUAGAGAAAUUGAACUACGGCAAAGAAACUCAACCAACUUAUGUUGUUCUUCCAUUCCCCGAUUCAGGACAAGUAACAGGAACUUUGGCCGCUACUUUGAAGUUCGAGGUGAAAGAUGUUGAUCCAGCUACAGGAGAACCAGAAUCUGAUGACACUUAUGAAGAUGCUUACGGGCUCGAAGAAUUGGACAUAGUUAUCGGAGAUUCCAUUCAACCUGUCGCGAAACAAAAUUUCGCUGCUUCUUGGGAAGCUUUAGAAGAUGUUAAACAAUUUGAGGAAUCUUUCCAUUUAACAAACGUUUCAACUCUUCCUGAUGCAUUCAAACAAGUUUCCGACCAAUUAGGAUUAGUCGCCUCUGAAAGAAGUGAUCGUGUCCCCGAAGGAAAAACCAAGCAUGUCGCGAACUAUUCUGGAGUUUUCCGUGGUGGAAUUGAAGUGUUGGCUAGAGUUCUCGUUGCUAUGGAUCCUUCAGAUAACAGCAUAAACAUGAAAAUUAUCGUGAGAUCUGAGGAGCCGAUCGUAGCUGAACUCGUAGCUUCAGCCAUUGCAUAA